AUGGCGCGGCGUGGCUCCGUCCUGCGGGGCGCGUUCGGCGCGUUCGCGCUGUGCUGCGCAGCGCUGGUCCUGACUGCGCCUGUGUGCGUCGACGCGAGGGCGCAUGCGUGCGCGAGCGAGCAGGCAUCGGUCGUCAAGCUGGAGGAGCGGGUCCAGGGUCUCGCAGCGGACCUUGCGGAGUGCGAGAAGCGAUACGAGCGGUCCGAGGAGCAGCGCGAGUACCUCUCGAAGAUGAACAAGGCAUACGAGAAGCAAAUCGAGCGUCUGAACAAGAAAACGAAGUCCCUGAGCGACCUCUCGUUCUGGACCCUGACCAAGCUCCACGGCACCAAGGUUCACCGGACCUGGGAGGACGCCAAGUAUCUCGUGCGCGCGUCGUGGCGCGGAAUGCUCGGCAAGCGGGCGACGGAGGUCGAGGGCAUGUGGGGCGCCUUCCGCAAGCGCCUGAGCCGGGACUACGCGUGGGGGCAGGCGGCGCUGUCGGCGGGCGCCAUCACGCUGAAGGGCAACAUCCGGGAUUUCCUCCUCACGAAGAGCUGGGGCGCGAAGUACGCGCGCCAAGAGCACGUCCUCGAGCUCAUCGCCGCCGGCCUCGUCGGGGGCUUCCUGUUCUUCGGCGUGCUGGUGCCGGUGUUGUAUCUUGCGUCGCGGAUGCUGGGGGCGUCGGAGGCGGAAAUGAAGGCGUGGGACACAACGAUCGAGAACGUGCGGGCGCGCGCGAAGGAGCUGCGGAAACAGUACGACGCGGCGUCGUCGCCGACGGAGCAGGCUACGGCGCGGGGCGCGGAGGCCAAAAAGUCGAGCUAG
This is a messenger RNA of Pedinophyceae sp. YPF-701, 807 nucleotides long. The record is from the annotation of a GenBank genome assembly. Lineage: Eukaryota; Viridiplantae; Chlorophyta; Pedinophyceae.